Messenger RNA from Nicotiana tabacum (common tobacco), 920 nucleotides. Lineage: Eukaryota; Viridiplantae; Streptophyta; Magnoliopsida; Solanales; Solanaceae. The record is from RefSeq and is a predicted model, not a curated record.
UUGUUUGGGUAGUUUGCCUUUGUCCCUUUACGAAUACUGUUCUUGGCUGCAGUCAGCUUGUAUUGCCUUCGGAGAAAUAAGUGUUAUAACAUCCAGUUUCAUCUAAUGCCAAAAUGUAUCACAGGUAUCUCCAUGGAAUUGCUCCUGAUGCUGAUGAGCAUAAUUUAUCUUCAGAAACUUCUGCAACUGUCAGAAAUUUAGGGAUGGGGACCAGCAUGGACAGCACAUGGGUAUUGCCCUCUCAAGUUUCUUCAAGCCCCGCGGCGAGACCAAAAAAUGAUUCUCAGUUGCUGGAUAGCUCACAGCAGAUGCAUCUACCUAAUCUACUUGAGCCAAUGAUUGAUUCAACAAUUUCAAAACGACGACACCAGCAUUGCUUCUUUGGCAGUGAAAUUGAUUCACCUGGAACAGUAAAGCAGGAGCAGCAGUCAAUGCGCCCUUUCUUUAACGAAUGGCCCACUGCUAAAGAAUUGUGGUCCAACCUUGAUGAUGAGGAAUCCAACAAAAACAAUUUCUCCACUACACAGCUCUCUAUAUCCAUUCCAAUGGCUCCUUCUGACUUCUCUUCAAGAAAGUUCUUGCUCCCCGAAUGAUGCUUGAGGGAGCUGCCGCUGUAAAAACUCAGCAGUCUGGUGCUAUGCAGAUGAGCAGACAUGCUAGUACUAACACGUCAUCUGCUUGUAUGAGCUUUAUGUAACCUUCAUGUUACUGGAACAUUGAGUUGUUCCAUGUCUUUGUGGUUGAUUUUCAAUUUUCAACGAUGUUUUCAGAAAAAAAACAAGCUGUCUUCAAAUGCUGCCCAUGUUCGUUGUCAAAAAUAAAUGUAUUUUUACCAGUCUUUCUGCUGGUGUUUAGAUGAUGAUUACUUUGUGGUUUCAAUAUUUGGUUAUCGCUCAAGGAAACUUUUAUUUCAUUCUCCA